Coffea arabica (coffee) is the source of this 1792-nucleotide messenger RNA. RefSeq lists its product as uncharacterized. The record is from RefSeq and is a predicted model, not a curated record. Lineage: Eukaryota; Viridiplantae; Streptophyta; Magnoliopsida; Gentianales; Rubiaceae. Gene Ontology annotation, biological process: proteolysis. Gene Ontology annotation, molecular function: metallocarboxypeptidase activity; zinc ion binding.
CCUCCGCCACCACCACCAGCACAUCCCAACCAUGCCCAUUCCCUGACACAACUAAGUCCUCCCUCCCCUCCUCGUCCCUUCUCACAUUCGUCCUCUCACCCCAUGCCAGAAAGCCGGCCGGCAGCCUUCAUACCAUCAAACCAUGCCCUUUCCCUCCUCCGAUUCCUCCAAAUUUAAUCAAAGUCUUUGCAGAAAAAUUACAUAAGAUAUCACAAAUUCAGGAAAUGAAAAACCAGAUUUAGAUGGGCCGUCGUCGCCGUCGUCAAAACCACUUUCUUGAUUUCAAUUCCUCCUCUCCAUUAUAUUGUUCACUGUGGCCAUUUUUAUUAGUUUUGUUAUUCUUUGCUAGUUUUUAUUUGGUCGAUGGGAAAACUAAUGCCACCAGUUCUCCAGUCACACCCAUCAAUCACGCUUACCAUACCAGUGGAGCUUUGUUGGAAGAAAUUGAAGCCUUGGUGCACCGCCACCCAGACAAACUAUCAAUUGAGACAAUUCCCAGUAAGAACAAGGGGUACAAUGCAGAGAUGACUGUGGUUACUUAUUGUAGGAAAAGGAAAGAUUGUGAUGGCAAGUCCAAGUUCAGAGUACUCCUUAGUUUUGGUCAGCAUGGAAGGGAACUCAUUACCUCUGAGCUUGCGUUUCGGAUUCUUUCUAUAUUAAGUGAAGAAGAAUUUUUACCUUAUACAGAUCGAGGGUCAGUAAAUGACACCCUUGAUAAUCUUGUUAUAAAGGUUGUACCAAUGGAAAAUUUGAAUGGCCGCAAACUUGUUGAAGCGGGAGACUUUUGUGAGAGGAGAAAUGGGAGAGGGGUUGAUCUUAAUCGAAAUUGGAGUGUGGAUUGGGGCAAAAAAGAAAAGGAUUAUGAUCCCUAUGAAGAAAAUCCAGGGACUGCUCCUUUUAGUGAGCCUGAGACUCAAUUCAUGCGGAAGCUUUCGAUAUCUUUUGAGCCCCAUGUGUGGGUUAAUGUUCAUUCAGGAAUGGAAGCCUUAUUUAUGCCAUAUGAUCACAAAAAUACGACUCCAGAUGGAUCUCCUUCCCUGAGAAUGAGAUCAAUGCUUGAAAAGUUGAACCAUCUUCACUUGAAAGAUCGUUGUUUAAUUGGAUCUGGUGGAGGCUCUGUCGGAUAUCUAGCUCACGGGACAGCUACUGAUUACAUGUAUGAUGUCACAAAGGUCCCCAUGGCAUUCACCUUUGAGAUAUACGGAGAUGGUACAGCCUCCUCAAAGGACUGCUUUAGAAUGUUCAAUCCCAUCGACAUCACCACCUUUAAUAAGGUUCUCAAUGAUUGGUCUGCUGCAUUUUUAACACUGUAAUUGGGUGAGUUGCAAGUGGAUGGACUUCAUUCAGGGGAUGUGGCAUCAAGUUCUGAGAAGUGGAUAUCCAUAGAUGACUACUUGAAUGGUUAUCUGUUCGAGAGGAGAAAUAGAUACGGCAAGAAGAUGGAAGUGCUUGAACUCGGAAUGCAGGAGAUCAGAACAUAUUUCCGAUUAUUUCUGUUAUCAUCAGUCCUUUUGAUGUUUAUGUUUUGUUCUAGAAUCUCGAAGAGCACAAGACCUAUUGUUUCAGCAAUGUCCUUGUAAUGAUGUACUCUUGGCCCUCCUGUUGCUCAAUGAAAUUGGAGGGUCAAGCGAGAGACGGCGAGAGAGCAAUUUUGGCGCACCUGUAAUUUAUUCCCUGUAGCAAUUCUUUUUGUAUUUUUGUCCCUUGUACCUCAUUUCCUUUUUUUUUUCCACUGCAAGUGAAUCUACAGCCCCUUAAGGAUAAUUUGGAACAGUAAGUCUCAUUUUAUGCA